Molecule: messenger RNA, 280 nt
Organism: Dimorphilus gyrociliatus
Lineage: Eukaryota; Metazoa; Annelida; Polychaeta; Dinophilidae
Source: the annotation of a GenBank genome assembly
UAUGAAUAUACAAGGUUCCUCUCGGAAUUAUGGUUCAACCUGCGCAGUAAUCUACCCCGCAUCUGGAUUAACAAUAGAUUUUACCUACUCUGUUGAUAUUAAGUAUUUUUUUACAACUGAACUAGGAGGUGAAGGACUUGAUCCACCUAGAGAAGAAAUCAAAUUAAGCUACGAAGAAUUCUGGCAUGGUAUUACUGCCAUGGUAGCAGCUAUUGAAGAGAGAGAGAGAGAGAGAUAUCAAACAAAUAAGAAAUAUAUCAAGAAAGCAAUUUGGAGAUAA